AUGUCAUUUAUCACUUUCAAUACAUCUAUACAUCAUAAUCCUAUAGAGAAAUGUUCAAUUCAUGUUAAGAAUAUGGAAUAUGCUGUAGGAUUUUUAAGAGGUUAUAUUAGUCCAAUUAUUGUAUUAUUUGGUGUAUUUGAUGAUUUUCUUGGACGUGGAUUAUAUUAUUUAACAAAUAAAAAUAUUAUGAUUAAAUUAGAUACUAUAUCAUUAAUAUCAUGUCAAUUAAUGGAAUUAAUUGGAACAUGGUUUGUAUUUAAUUCUGGUUGUUUAUUAGUUGCAUUUAGUAUAGAUCGUGUUAAUUGUUUAUAUUGGCCAUUAAAAUGUCGUUCAAAUGGUGGUGUAGGUAUGGCUAUAUUUAUAUGUACUUUCAUUAUCAUUAUUGGUUUAAUAUUUAGUAUACCUUACGCUCUGCUACAAACAUUAAUUGAUAAAAAUGUUCAUAUAACUAAUAGUACAUUAAAAAACUAUAUCAAUACUACUACUACUAAUACUACUCAUAUGGAUAAUAGUAGUAUAAUGAGUAAUCAUACGAUACAAAAUCAAAUCUAUGAUUUAUCUCAUUGUUCUGAUUGUAUUGAAAAUAAUCAUAAUGUGGCAGAAACAAUGAAAAGUAAGUUGUAUCAUAUAUUUGUUCCGUUUUUUGUUGUUUUCAUUCUCGUUUUAAUUAAAAUGGUUUAUAUUCAUUGA
Messenger RNA from Schistosoma mattheei, 690 nucleotides. The record is from the annotation of a GenBank genome assembly. Lineage: Eukaryota; Metazoa; Platyhelminthes; Trematoda; Strigeidida; Schistosomatidae.